AUGUUUUUUCUGGUGGGGAGAAUAGGUUGGGGCAAACAACGCCUUUCUUUCAAAAUGAUGUUAUUUAGAUUUUAUUUGACGGUUGCACUAUUCGAUGUCGUCAUACUACGAAAUUUGGCGAUACAUUUAUUUGAUCUCGGGCCCCAAAUCCAUCAUUAUAUGAAUCACCGCGAACAGAAAGCUGGCCUUCUAGCUCGUCAUCAAAGCUCAGGACAUGAUCGCGAGUUUGGCGGCGGAGUGUCGCAUCACUCCUAG
Molecule: messenger RNA, 255 nt
Organism: Plasmopara halstedii
Lineage: Eukaryota; Oomycota; Peronosporomycetes; Peronosporales; Peronosporaceae
Exons: 2
Coding region: 1-255 (84 amino acids)
Source: RefSeq, a predicted model, not a curated record